UGUCGGCACAACAAAAAAAAUAUUAAAAUAAAAAAAAAUCGAAGCAACAACAACAGUAGUGGAAAAGAAAAUGGAGUUAGUGGAAAUUCCGUGAAGUGAAUGAAGUAAAGUGAAGUAAUGCGAAGCUGAAAAAUAAUUUGAUUGUCUUGUGUGCGCUGGUGCAUAAGGUUCAAUAACAUAAUAUCUCUAAAGGAAAAAUCACAUCAUCUUUUGUGGGGCCAUAUAAAAUGCUCAACAAAAGAGCAAUUUAUCAGCAUCCCAAAAGUGUGCUCCAAAAUGUGUGAAAACCAACACCGAAAACAACAACAACAACAAGACCAAUAACAACAACAACAACUUUAAUAACAAGAAAAGCACACGCGUACAAUUUGUCAAACAGGAAACACUCACACACACACACCCCCCACACACACACACACCUGCACACACACAUCAAAAGCAGCGCGUUGUGAUCUGUUUUUGCGUGCGGCUAAGAAACGCGCGCGUUUUUUAACGCUUGUUCUUCAAUGAUGGAUCCAGACAAAGGAUUAAAACGUGUAGCAUGUUAAAUGGGUUUUAUGUCUGUACAGCUUUCCAUCGAUUUUCGUGUUGCGCCAACAACAGACUGGGGAUGAAACACCGAACAUAUAAGACCGAUUUGAUAUUACAAAAAUAUGCAGAAACAAGAAAAAAGGCGCGAACUGCGCCUAAAGCGAUUCUGGCGCUCACCAAAAACGACAUCCUCGGACGAUUCGACUGGCUAUGAGAGUCCGACGCGAACGAAACCAGCCAGCAGCGAUGCACAGCGUUUCAAUCAUCUGCACUAUACCAGUCUCUCCCAGGGGUCCGGCACCACCUCAUCAUCCGCGGCAGCAGCUGGUGGGGGUGGCGCCACCACAUCGACUAGCAGCAAACCAUCCUGUUCGCUGCCGCUGCUGCAGGUGUGGCCCAGCCAGGACUCACCACGCGGCGAAGCGGAUGGCCAAUCCUUCAUCUUCCCCGCCAUUGUGGAGACGAGCGUGGGCAGCACCAAUCUUGCCGUUGCAUCCACAAGCAGCAGCAGCAGCAAUAACAAUGGCAGCAACAACGGCAGACGCGACAACAAUCAUCUGACACUGAGACGCAGCUCCCUGUACUGUGAUACCCUGCACGCUGGCGAUUCCGGGAUUGACUCGGUGCAGGCAUCGCCAUCGCCAAAUGCGUUUGUAGCACCGCCGGGCGUUCACAUUCUGCCCAGCGGUCAGACCGGCGGCGGCUCGUGUCAUGUGUCCCCAACAAGUACGCCCACGCCGGGCUCGCCGAGUCUGUCGCUUGGACGACGGCAGAUGCGCAACAGCAUCUGUGUGUUGCCCAGCGGUGCUGCCAACUAUCGCCGCAAGUCCAGUGCCCUGCUGCAUCCGGAUCAUGCGCGUCUGUUUGCGUUGCGCAUGAAGCAUGCAGCGGCGCUGGAACGGGCGCAAACAUCGCCGGAUCAGACAUCGAUUGAGGAUGCGAAUGAGUUUCAUGACAAUGGACUGGCCACCAAUAUGCGUUUGUGCUCGGCCUCGUCGUCGACGACGUCGUCGCUGACAUCCGUGGCAGCGGUCAGCCUGGGCGGGGGUGUGGCAGUCGCUGGUAUCGCUGGGGGCAGUGGUUGUGGCAGCAGUGGCGGCAUUGCCACAGCCAGCAGCGGCGCCUGCUCCUCCUCCGCUUUUGCUGUCGGCGCGGCGGGCGCCCAGCAGCGCGUCUCCGAUCCGUGGCUGCAGCCACAGUCCGAUCGCGAUUCGCGUCAUGGACACCAGCAUGAUGGACGCCGUCGCUCAUCGACAAUGACCGCCCGCUAUUCCCUGUUCGAUGCCCUCGAUCUGGAGUACGUGCUGCUCCGGGCGGCGGCGCGCGGCUCUGUGGGUCCCUAUUCACUCAGCGAGUCCAUACACAAGCUGACCUUCACACAGUCGCUGGCAUUUCCAGCGCUCGCCCGCGGUCUGGCGACCAAGCGCCGGAGAUCGGCAACGCACACCAGCUCCAGGCCGCUCAAUCCACACGAAUCGGGCUUGAAUACGUGCGCCAAAGUUGUCACCGCUGUCGUCCUAGUCGCCAUCUCAUUUAUGGUUUUUCUCAUCGUGUACAAAUUUGUGCGCACGUGAGGUUUACUCCUGGCUCCGACGCCAGACUACACCGUCACAUAUCAGUCGAGCACCAGCUUGCAGACGGAAGCCUCGUCCUCCGUCUCCAACGUGUUGGCUUCCUCAACGGCGGGCCGGAGUCUGGGCAAACAUUUGUCGGGGUUCAGGAGUCAAUUGGGCCACAGGGAGGCCGACUUUGGGUAACAGAAAAACAGCGGAAAUUGUAACGAAAAAUUUGUGAUAAACUUUUCAAAUGAUAAAACAAAUUUCCACACACACACACAAGACACACAUACAAAUAAAAAUCAAGGCUUACAACUAGUAAACGUAAAUGGCUUGCAAGUGUUUCAAUUGCAAUAAUAGCAUUAUCAUAA
This is a messenger RNA of Drosophila grimshawi, 2458 nucleotides long. RefSeq lists its product as uncharacterized. The transcript has 5 exons. The coding region runs from base 654 to 2105 and encodes 483 amino acids. The record is from RefSeq and is a predicted model, not a curated record. Lineage: Eukaryota; Metazoa; Arthropoda; Insecta; Diptera; Drosophilidae.